This is a messenger RNA of Adineta steineri, 173 nucleotides long. NCBI's taxonomy places the organism in Eukaryota, Metazoa, Rotifera, Eurotatoria, Adinetida, Adinetidae. The record is from the annotation of a GenBank genome assembly.
AUGCAACGAUCAUCUGAUCCUAUUGAUCAAUACAUUAAAGAACGUUCAUUACGUUUAACAUCUGAACAAAAUGAAAUCAUUGAGUAUACAAAUUCAUGGCCAGUCGAAGUUGGAACAUUCUCUGGCUAUACAGCAUUAACAAUUGCAUUAGCUCUUCCAUCAGAUGGUCAAUU